Panicum virgatum (switchgrass) is the source of this 2545-nucleotide messenger RNA. Its product is annotated as probable indole-3-pyruvate monooxygenase YUCCA5. The record is from RefSeq and is a predicted model, not a curated record. Bases 725 to 1993 code for a protein of 422 amino acids. NCBI's taxonomy places the organism in Eukaryota, Viridiplantae, Streptophyta, Magnoliopsida, Poales, Poaceae. The transcript is spliced from 2 exons. Gene Ontology annotation, molecular function: N,N-dimethylaniline monooxygenase activity; flavin adenine dinucleotide binding; NADP binding.
UUCUCGCCUCCGCCCCACUGGUAGGGGCAUCCCAGCAUGUGUCCUCCCUCAUGUCUCUCUCUCCUCCCUCACACAGCAACAGAAUCUCUCUCUCUAGGAAAGAAAUCAAAAUUAAACAAGAUGCAUGGAUCGGAGAAAAUCUCAUCGAAUUUUCUCAUUCCUCCAAGAACGAGAGCAGGGGAAUUUAAAACGCGCGCGAGGGAGCUCUGAAAAAGGGACUUAGAUCCUAUCAAUCUCCAAGUAAUCUUCUCCUUCUCUGCCACACUACCUUUCUUAUUUGUUUGUUUGUUCGUUCUAGCUACUGCCAUGAUUCUAUUCCUUUCUUUUUUUUUCCUUUCUUUCUUUCUCUCUCAUCAUGCCAUGGCAGCAGCACGCCCAUGCAGCCGCUCUCCUCUCUCCUGCUCUCCACCACCACCAGCAGCAGCAGCAACGGUUCCUCUCUCCUUCACAUGCAGAGCUCGGCUGCCUAGUCCAGUCAUCACCCCCACCCUGCCGGCUUCUUCAUUCCCCCUCUCCUAUAUAACCACCCCCAGUCCAACCCCCCAAACCACCAACACAACAACAUUUGCAACAGCAACAACAACACCUCCUUCUCCUUCUACCUCUAGCUACAUACUACUGAUCAUCGAUCGAUCCAUCGAUCAAGCCUAAGGAGAGUGAUCAUCAUCAUCACCUCGAUCAUCAGCUAGCCAAUCCAGCUGCAAUUAAGCAUCAGCAGUCAGCCAUGGUGCUCCUCCCUACUGACCGCAUGGACAGCCUCUUCUCCCCGCGCUGCGUCUGGGUCAACGGCCCCAUCAUCGUCGGCGCCGGCCCCUCGGGCCUCGCCGUCGCGGCGUGCCUGCGCGAGCAGGGCGUCCCCUACGUCAUCCUCGAGCGCGCCGACUGCAUCGCCUCGCUCUGGCAGAAGCGCACCUACGACCGCCUCAAGCUGCACCUGCCCAAGCAGUUCUGCGAGCUCCCGCGCAUGCCCUUCCCCGACCACUACCCGGAGUACCCGACGCGCCGCCAGUUCAUCGACUACCUCGAGGACUACGCCGCCAGGUUCGAGAUCAAGCCCGAGUUCAACAGCACCGUGCUCUCCGCCCGCUACGACGAGACCUCCGGCCUCUGGCGCGUCGUCACCUCCGCCCCCGCCGCCGGCGGCGACAUGGAGUACAUCGGCCGCUGGCUCGUCGUCGCCACCGGCGAGAACGCCGAGAGCGUCGUCCCGGACAUCCCGGGCCUCGAGGGCUUCGACGGCAAGGUCACCCACGUCAGCGACUACAAGUCCGGCGAGGCCUACCGCGGCAAGAGCGUGCUCGUCGUCGGCUGCGGCAACUCCGGCAUGGAGGUCUCGCUCGACCUCAGCGACCACGGCGCGCGCCCGGCCAUGGUGGUGCGCGACGCCGUCCACGUCCUGCCCCGCGAGGUGCUCGGCAAGUCCACCUUCGAGCUCGCCGUGCUCCUCAUGCGCUGGCUCCCGCUCUGGAUCGUCGACAAGAUCAUGGUCCUCCUCGCCUGGCUCGUCCUCGGCGACCUCGCCAAGCUCGGCCUGCGCCGCCCCACCGGCGCCGGCCCGCUCGAGCUCAAGGAGACCCACGGCCGCACGCCGGUGCUCGACUACGGCGCGCUCGCACGCAUCCGGGCGGGCGACAUCGCCGUCGUCCCCGCUGUGAAACGCUUCGCCAAGGGCAGCCAGGUUGAGCUCGCCGACGGCCGUGUGCUCAGCUUCGACGCCGUCGUCCUCGCCACCGGCUACCGCAGCAACGUUCCCCAGUGGCUCCAGGGUAACGAUUUCUUCAACAAGGACGGAUACCCCAAGACCGCCUUCCCCCACGGGUGGAAGGGUCAGUCUGGCCUCUACGCCGUCGGCUUCACCCGCCGCGGUCUCUCCGGCGCCUCCGCCGACGCCGUGCGCAUCGCCAAGGACCUCGGCAACGUCUGGAGGGAGGAGACCAAGCCCACCAAGAGGGCCGGUGCCUGCCACAGGCGCUGUAUCUCCGUCGUCUUCUAAACUACUGAUGGAGCCGGCAGAUCAUGAAGCUAACUUACUGAAGCACACACAGACAUACAGUUGUUCCUGGUGUUUUAGUUAGCCAGCAGUCCAAUGCCCUUGGUUUGUUGUUGAUUUGUUCUUUGCCCGGUAAAUUACUAGUAUGGUGUCGUUAAUUAGGUUAUACGGUAAAAAUAGUGAGAGUGAGUUGAGUGUCAAAAAAACAGAGAAAGUGGAGCCCUCCCAUCCGUGGUGAAGUGAGUGAGCCCUAUAGGGGAUUUUUACUGCAGCUAUGGGCGCUAGCUUGGUGUAUAGUAGCAACCUGUUGAUGGAAGAUGAGGCUCUUUCUCAUUGACGUAGCAUGUUCAUUUCUUUGUUGUAUACACUCUAGUGUAGUGUCCUACACUCCUACUACACUUUGUAGCAGUAGCUAGUUUUUGCAGUGUUAUAUGGUUAGUGAAGAGGUAGUACUACCUCUUGUUGUAAUCUUUUUGUUUUCCUUUUUACUGCUCUUUGUAUGGCUCUUUACUUGAGAAUGAAUAUAUAAUAUGGCUACUAGUGUAAUUUGAAUAA